Messenger RNA from Benincasa hispida (wax gourd), 2332 nucleotides. Its product is annotated as Melibiase family protein. The record is from RefSeq and is a predicted model, not a curated record. Gene Ontology annotation, molecular function: hydrolase activity, hydrolyzing O-glycosyl compounds. Gene Ontology annotation, biological process: carbohydrate metabolic process. Lineage: Eukaryota; Viridiplantae; Streptophyta; Magnoliopsida; Cucurbitales; Cucurbitaceae.
CCAUGGGAAACUGGGAUCCACAUCCACUCCACCUUCCCCUUUCUAUCUAUUUAAACUGCUUCCGCCAUUCCUUCACUUCCAUCUCCCACCCCCUUCGCUUCCUCAUCUCGUUUCUCUCCAGGUAUCAAAUAUAUCAAACAAAGAAGAACCCUGUUUUAUGGUCUACUCUGAAUUUUGAUCGUUGAGAACCGCCACUGCUGUAGACAAGAUGAUGGAAAACGUCUUCUUCAGCUCUCUCUGCUUUUCCCUCUUCUUCUGUUUCGGGUUUUUCUUCAAUUGGGUGUCCUCACAAACUGGACCAGAACGUGCUGCCCUCCCCCCGAGAGGUUGGAACUCCUAUGACUCAUUUUCCUGGAUUAUUUCUGAGGAAGAAUUCCUACAAAAUGCAGAAAUUGUUGCCAAUCGGCUUAAACCUAUGGGAUAUGAGUACGUGGUUGCGGAUUACCUCUGGUAUAGGAAAAAGGUUCCAGGUGCUUACACUGAUUCUCUUGGAUUUGAUGUGAUUGAUGAAUGGGGGAGGAUGGUCCCGGACCCGGUUCGGUGGCCUUCCUCUCAAGGUGGAAAGGGAUUCUCCAAAGUAGCUAAGAAAGUUCAUGAUAUGGGUUUGAAGUUUGGAAUUCAUGUCAUGAGAGGAAUAAGUACACAGGCAGUAAAUGCCAACACUCCUAUAUUGGACAUUUCAAAGGGAGAUGCCUAUGUUGAAUCCGGGAGAAAGUGGUUUGCAAGUGAUAUAGGGAUUAAGUCUAGGGCUUGUGGAUGGAUGCAUAAUGGUUUCAUGAGUGUAAACGUUAAGUCGGGAGCUGGAAAAGCCUUCUUAAGGUCCCUGUAUCAACAAUAUGCUGAUUGGGGUGUUGAUUUUGUAAAACAUGAUUGUAUCUUUGGCGAUGAUUUGGAUUUAGAUGAAAUAACCUUUGUCUCUGAUGUUCUUAAACAACUUAACAGCACAAUAUUGUAUUCUCUGUCCCCUGGAACAAGUGUGACGCCAGCCAUGGCCAAGGCUGUAAGUGGGCUGGCUAAUAUGUAUAGAAUAACAGGUGAUGAUUGGGAUUCUUGGAAUGACAUCGUUUCUCACUUUGACGUUACCCGGGAUUUUUCUACUGCUAAUAUGAUAGGUACCGCAGGCUUGCUGGGUAAAUCAUGGCCUGAUUUAGAUAUGCUUCCACUGGGAUGGCUUACUGAUCCAGGUUCAAACAAUGGCCCACAUAGGACAACCAACCUCAACAUAAAUGAACAAAUAACUCAGAUGACUUUAUGGUCUAUGUCCAAGUCUCCAAUUAUGUAUGGAGGAGAUUUGAGGAAUAUGGACAAUAUCACCCUUAGUAUCAUCACAAAUCCUACCAUACUAGAGAUUAACUCCUUUAGCUCAAAUAAUAUGGAGUUUCUUAAAAUUUCUACAUCAAAGGUUUCAAACAGAAGAGAGCAGAUUGAGAAAUGGCAUUCCAGACAUUUGGAGGCAUCAGCUUCACCUAUACUGGGUCUCACCAAAUGUGCAUAUUCAGACACAGCUGGUUGGAUUAGCGAAAGUCUCAAUCGAGGUGUUGAAAAAAUAUGCUGGAAGGCAAAUCAGGAACAUGAAUAUCGAACCCCAUUUUGUCUAUACAAACGAGGAUCUCGAGUUGCAAUAGAUAAAGAGGCAACUACUCGCCAUGAUCAAGUGGAACUUCUAUCAUUUCCAACUAGCACGGUGGAUGUUUGCUUGGAUGCUACACCCAAAAGAAAGCGUAGUUAUGAAGAGCUCACGAGGGGUUCAUUUUUCCCCUGUAGGAGGCACGAGAAUCAGAAAUGGGAUUUAUACGCUAAUGGGACAUUGGCAAACCAUUAUUCGGGGCAUUGUGCAAUUGUGAAGUAUAACCAAGCCAAAGCUAUUCCGACCGGAGUUCGCUCUUGGGUCGCAACAGGAAGAGGAGGUGAGAUAUAUGUUGCUUUCUUCAAUCUGAACAAUGUGAAGACUGUUAUAUCCACAAAGAUUUUGGACCUCGCUGAGGUACUUCCAGGCAAGAAAUUGGGUCAGACUUCAUGUAAAUGCAGAGAGGAAUGGUCUGGACAAGACUUUGGAGUGAUCUCAGAGUCAAUAGCUGCACCAGUUGAAGGCCAUGGUUCUGCACUAUUUAUCAUCAAUUGUAGCUAGUCCAACUGCGUUAUGAAAACAGUUAAUUCCUCUGGAAUUUGCUUACAUUCUCUUUUCGAGUACGAUAUGUAUGGCGAGAAAAUGAUAGCUAAAUAACAAAUAGUUUAUUAUUGCGAUGUCCUCUUUGAAGCAAAUUCCUGGAGCUCUCAUAAAUCUGUACUUUGUACUUUCUCAUAUCAAUCCAACUCUCUUCUCUGUGUAAAA